AUGCAAGUUGCACCUCAUAAGCACACUGCGCUAUUGGCUCUUCCUGCAGCCACGUCUCCAGUCGCCUUUCCCCCAUCAACUGCCGUGAUUCGAGAAGGAUGGGUGUUGAAGAAGAGGCGCAAGAAAAUGCAAGGUUUUGCCCGUCGCUACUUUGUGCUAUAUCAAUCUGGCCUCUUGUCUUACUCGUUUGAACCUGGAAAACCCUCUCGAGAUCAGAUUGAGCUCCCGCAUGCUGCCAUCUCGACUGCUCGUGGUCAGAAAGACAUACAUAUUGACUCGAACAACGCCACAUUUCACAUCAAAUGUUUGAACACUGAGGACUUUGAUGAAUGGAUGGUCUCUUUUCGGCAGUUUAUUGCGCCGCCAGCGGACGCGAGGUCAUUGGGUCGACGUUCUUCGGUUGGACGGGGCAUAUGUCUUGCAGCACAUGCUCCCUCUGGUCCAACGACGCCGCCGGAUCAAUCCGACAGUCGUCCUUCGUCUACGCUAUUACCUUUUGAUCGUGUCCAGGCCGCCUUGGCUGCGCUAAAGUCACAGCAGGCAGCUCUGGCCAAGUUAUUACCAGCUUUGCCUCAAAUUGACACUACUAAUCCGCCGACUGCACAUGGAUCACCACUUCCUACCACCGCCGAAGAAGAAUAUCGCCGUAGCCCAAGUCCCGUGAAGCUCAACAGCGCCAUUGGACGGAGAAAACGAGCAUCCACUGUAGCAUCUGUCAGUGAUGGUGGUAGUGUAUUCUAUGACGCCGAGGGCGAGACGGAGGGUGCGCAGGAGUUCGUUCUGGAUACAACGCUGCCGACGGAUUAUGAAGCCGGCAUGGAUAGCAGGAUCACCACUGCUGAUAGCCGGAGCGAUGAUUAUCACGGCUCAGAUGCUUCUGAUACGGAUGAGGAACAAGUAGCUCACGGGCCAUCACCAUCAAAGGACGAGAUGGAGCUCGCUCGCCCUUUGGAGAUUGUACGACGAACUCAACUGCCUACGGGUCCUGUUGGUGACGAAGGCAGCUUGUUCGCUGUGCUCAAGAAAAACGUUGGAAAGGAUCUCACGAGCAUUGCUUUCCCGGUAACAUUCAAUGAACCCUUGACACUUUUACAACGUGCAGCCGAGGAGGUGGAGUAUCAUAGUCUAUUGUCCGAGGCUGCUCGCGCACAGGACCCUGUCGAACGCUUCUGUUAUAUUGCCGCGUUCGCGGUGUCUGGCUAUGCGCAUACAAAGCAUCGUUCGAGCAGAAAGGGCUUCAACCCCAUGCUUGCGGAAACAUUUGAGGAUCCGAGGAUGAAGUUCAUCUCUGAGAAAGUCUGUCAUAAUCCAGUCAUCCUUGCAUAUCAUGCCGAGGGCGACGGCUGGGAGAUGUUUGCUACGUCCUCGGGAAAGACAAAAUUCUGGGGCAAGAGCCUGGAAAUUAUUCCUAUUGGUACAAACCAUGUCAAGAUCGGUGAUGAUCAUUAUCAAUGGAAGAAGCCUUCGUCAUUUAUGAGGAAUCUCAUGAUGGGGACGAAGUACCUCGAGCAUACGGGAAAGAUGACUAUUGAGAAUGUCUCCACGGAUGCGCGAUGCAUCGUCGAGUUCAAAGAGAACGGUUACUGGGGAAUUUCGAACUUGGUGUCUGGCACUGUCCAUUCGUCUUCCGGGGCGAUCGAUGCGAUCAUCGAAGGCAGAUGGGAUGAAUCCCUCGCACGCAAGCUUGGUCCUUCGCAUCUUCAUGUCCUCUGGAAGAUCUCCACUUUCCCGAAGAAUGCCCUCGACUACUACGGCUUCACUUCUUGGGGAAUUACGCUAAAUGAGAUUACCUCGGAUUUAGCGGGUAAGCUGCCUCCUACAGAUUCACGAUAUCGCCCAGAUGUCCGGGCCCUUGAAGAGGGCAAGCUAGACUUAGCUGAAUCCGAGAAAACACGGGUCGAAGAGUUGCAGAGAGAACGGCGAAGGCAAGGGAUGAAUCGGUCUCCAAAGUGGUUCAAGCAAGUGGGCGAUGAAUGGGAAUAUGUGGGCGGAUACUGGGAACAACGUGCCAAGGGUUGGAAGGACAUAGACCCUCUUUGGUAG
Messenger RNA from Heterobasidion irregulare TC 32-1, 2043 nucleotides. RefSeq lists its product as uncharacterized. NCBI's taxonomy places the organism in Eukaryota, Fungi, Basidiomycota, Agaricomycetes, Russulales, Bondarzewiaceae. Gene Ontology annotation, cellular component: cytosol; perinuclear endoplasmic reticulum; plasma membrane. Gene Ontology annotation, molecular function: sterol binding. The transcript has 8 exons. The coding region runs from base 1 to 2043 and encodes 680 amino acids. The record is from RefSeq and is a predicted model, not a curated record. Gene Ontology annotation, biological process: endocytosis; maintenance of cell polarity; ER to Golgi ceramide transport.